Molecule: messenger RNA, 435 nt
Organism: Dibothriocephalus latus
Lineage: Eukaryota; Metazoa; Platyhelminthes; Cestoda; Diphyllobothriidea; Diphyllobothriidae
Source: the annotation of a GenBank genome assembly
AUGGAACUUCAAGGAAAUGUUGCUGUACUUCGUGAAUGCGACUAUAUUAAGAACAUUAAAGAGGCUAACUUCCAGCAGUACAGAUGCGGUGUGCAGUUUCCCAUCGUAAAGUAUCUUCUAGCAAUUGAUGUACGGAAUGAAAAGCAUAGAGAAAAUCCACUGGUCCCUACGAAGUACAGCGUCAUCGGACCCACAUCAGUUACCCUUGAGAAUGUUUCAUUUACCGUUGCGGUUGAUCAAACGUAUUGGGAUCAAGGAACCACGCGAAAGGACGAGGUUCGCAUAUCUGCCAUUGAAACUGACGAUAUUCCCGCCCAGCUGAACAGUCAUUUUCUUUGCAAAAUUGGAGAUGUCUCUAAGGUGCAACCAUUAACCUGGAAACCUAUCAUAAACCAAGCCCUUCGAAAAAUUAAGCCAUUAUACUGUUACUGCUGA